Molecule: messenger RNA, 688 nt
Organism: Vanessa tameamea
Lineage: Eukaryota; Metazoa; Arthropoda; Insecta; Lepidoptera; Nymphalidae
Exons: 3
Coding region: 147-557 (136 amino acids)
Source: RefSeq, a predicted model, not a curated record
GUUUAUAUUCCUCGGAGACAUCACAUUUCGUACCGACACCGUUUUAUUUUAAAUGUUAUAGAAUAUUUAGUUGAUAUAUCUGAAAGUUCAGUGGCCAUUUUGUUUUGGAUUUCAUUUGUUUUUAGUUACUUGAGUUAUUAUUCAAGAUGAAUACCAGCCAUUUCAUCAUAUUCUCAGCGCUGAUAGUUAUCUGCGGGAGCCAGAGAUCGCCAUAUGCUGGUCGUCGGCCCAUAGGCUUCCCAGUAAUCGAAGCUACUACAUUAGCGAGUGCGCAAAGUGAUUCUCUAGGAAAUAGAUUUGAUACUCCGGAAAAUGCAACCACACAGCGGUUACCACUUGAAGCUUUGGGAGAUAGAGAUCUCAUCAAUCGUCUUGGACAGUUCCCGCAGGACAAACAACCUUUCUGGUUUAUCAAUUGGCAAGCACUGGAACAACAAAGACAAAAGCCACAGUCUUAUCCUUUAAGACCAAGCUCAUUCGCUGCCAACUCUGCCAUACCUAUCCAAACGGUACAGACAAAUCAAGUAUCAACAGAGACAAAUCAAGUAUCCACAUAGACAAAUCAAUCAUCCGUACAGAUCAAUAGAAAUGUAACAAGCACUUAAGGAAAAUCUAAAAUGUAUUAGCUAACCUAUAUGGUCAGAAUACCUAUUUUUUUAAAUAAAUAAGAUGAUGAUCAAUUCAGGAA